Molecule: messenger RNA, 1365 nt
Organism: Astyanax mexicanus (Mexican tetra)
Lineage: Eukaryota; Metazoa; Chordata; Actinopteri; Characiformes; Acestrorhamphidae
Product: uracil phosphoribosyltransferase homolog
Exons: 8
Coding region: 210-986 (258 amino acids)
Source: RefSeq, a predicted model, not a curated record
AGCCAGCUAAUGUCAACUUCUCAUAACUUACAAUUAAGUUACUUACCAUUGGCUUAGUUUAGCUAGAUAGCUACCUUUAGUUAACUUAAGUAGAAUUUGUGUUUUAUUUUAUUAAACACAAAACAUUUAUGACAACCUUCUAAAAGCCUGUCGUCAGUAAAACACUCCCCACCCACCACCAAACUCACGCUGAAAAAGCUAUAGCUAGCAUGCCAUCAGACAAACUAAAACAUGCUAAGCUAAGCAGUAACAGCAGUAACAGUGAGCAUGGUGUAAUGAAGCAGGUCCGCUUCUCCAGCGGCUGUAACUCAGACAGCGACUCUCAGGAGAAACCGUGCGGAGCUCCGCUCAGCGGCCGCCCGCAGAUCCAGCUCGGGCCUCAGCUCAAGCUUUUACCCCUGAACGACCAGGUGCGAGAACUGCAGACUAUACUGAGAGACAGGUCAACCAGCAGAGGGGAUUUUGUGUUCUGUGCGGACAGACUGAUUCGUCUAGUGGUUGAAGAAGGACUGAAUCAGCUUCCGUAUACUGAGUGUGUAGUGACCACACCAACUGGGCACAAGUAUGAGGGGGUCAAGUUCGAGAGAGGCAACUGUGGCGUCAGCAUUAUGAGGAGUGGCGAGGCGAUGGAGCAGGGUCUCAGAGACUGCUGCCGCUCCAUCCGCAUCGGCAAGAUUCUUAUACAGAGCGACGAGGAGACCAUGAAAGCCAAGGUUUAUUACGCCAAGUUCCCACCCGACAUUUACAGACGCAAAGUCCUGCUCAUGUACCCCAUCCUGAGCACUGGAAACACAGUGAUUGAAGCGGUGAGGGUACUGAUGGAUCAUGGUGUUGAUCCUUCACACAUCAUCCUCCUCAGUCUGUUCUCCACUCCUCACGGGGCUAAAUCUAUAAUUGACGAGUUUCCAGAAAUCACUAUACUGACUACUGAGGUGGACACGGUCGCUCCGAGUCACUUCGGACAGAAAUACUUCGGAACAGAUUAAUUUACUGAAUUUACACCCUUUUAAAUGUGUGCCUUAUUUUCAUAUUUUGCAUUGCAGUAUUACGUGUUCUACACAAAAUAUUAGUAUUUAUUUCAUGUUCUCAAGGUUUGUUGUUAUCUUAGGAAGUGUCUGGUAAUGUCCAGGUCACACGUUGUCUGCCUUAAUAUCCUGGGAACUAAACUCUUGGCAGAACUCUGGGUCAGAUAUCACUUCCUCUGAAGCCUCUCCGUCAAACUGCCAAAGCUCCACAUAACGGUCCUACCAAGGGGGUUAAGACUAUUAAAUACAGGCAAUAUGUUAGGAGAAUAUGUGGUUGAACACUUAAAAAGUUCUGUUUGGUUCAAUGUGUGACUAUAAAUACAUGUAAAAUAUAAACAAA